AUGGCUCAUCGGCAUCUGAUACUGACUGACCACCGACAUGCCGUCAUAUGUAUACUGAUAUCUACACUUUUGAAAAUUGGCGACGAUGGAAUUGUACCGCAUAAUACCCUACCUAAUGAAAGAUCGCUCAUAUUGGCGGGUUGGUGGUGUAAGGCAUCAGGUCACACGAGCUGCAAAUAUCCGCUCCGUCUCCACAGAAGAUCCGUCAGGUAUGGUUGGUUGGUGUCACUGUUGAUCUAUCAUCUGGGUCUCUUGAUCAAUAAUCAUACAGUACCGCUGCCAGUGAACUUCAAUACAGCAACGGGCUUCAGGAUUCGCGGAGACAGGCCGAGCAGUAAUUCUUGCCGACUUCCAUGCGGUGUGGCUGGGAGCGUCUACUUUCCGCGCAGGCUUGUUUCAUGUCGAAGCUGGCUAGCAGAAACUGUCGUUUGUCGCGCACUGCCAGCCAAACAGAACCGAGCGCAACAUGUCUGCAUUAUUGCAGGGCGGAGACACUGGAUGCACUUCCACUACCUUGACGGUGGACAGCUAAAGGAUCGGCUUUUGUACUGCAAAAUUGCAUGCAGGCGACGAUCUACCAUGAGAUUACCCACGGCAUCAGGCUGUCCUUCGAAUCCUAGUUGCAAAUCUAGCGCUUCGCGUUGCGUCGGCAAAUGUGCACCACUGCUGGGCGCUGGCGGAGGUGGUGAUUGCCGGGCAUCAGACGUGCCAGAAGUCCAUGAAGAUCCUCGCAACAGCCAAUCUGCCUGGGUAGAAUGCAGUACACAUCCUUGCCCGAAUGCUGGCUGCCCUCGGGCGGCGGUGGCGACAGACACACUGAUGAGCCUCGUCGCCUGCACAAGCGACGCUGAAGCAAGCACACGCCAGGCACUCCGUCGUCUGGACUCUGGAAAGCAGAGCAGACGCUGA
Messenger RNA from Pseudocercospora fijiensis CIRAD86, 909 nucleotides. RefSeq lists its product as uncharacterized. NCBI's taxonomy places the organism in Eukaryota, Fungi, Ascomycota, Dothideomycetes, Mycosphaerellales, Mycosphaerellaceae. The transcript has 14 exons. Bases 1 to 909 code for a protein of 302 amino acids. The record is from RefSeq and is a predicted model, not a curated record.